CAGUUUGGGGGUGGGAUUAUCUCAGUUGCAGGAAGUAAAAGACUUUCAUUUCCUCCUUUCUAAGAGAAGGCAGAGGGAAUAGGGUUGAGCGACUGGUACUGAGCCCAGCUGGACUUUGGGUGAGGCCAUUCUGCCAUGAGGCUAGCUGUGUUCUUCUCGGGGGCGUUGCUGGGGCUACUAGCAGCCCAAGAGACAGGGAAUGACUGUCCUCGCAAAAAAUCUGCCACUCUGCUGCCAUCCUUCACGGUGACACCUACAGCUACAGAAAGCCCUGGGACAACCAGCCACAGGACAACCACGAGCCACAAUACCACCAUUCACAGCACCACCAGCCAUGGAUCCACAACUGCCACUCACAAUCCUGCCACCACCACCAGCAGUCAUGGGAAUGCCACAGUUCAUCCCACAACAAGCAAUAGCACUGCUACUAGCCCGGGAUUCUCCACCAGUUCCCCCCACCCGGGACCACCUCCACCCUCACCAAGUCCUAUCCCAGGCUCCAAGAAGGCUAUAGGAAACUAUACGUGGGUUAAUGGUUCCCAGCCCUGCGUCCAGCUCCAAGCCCAGAUUCAGAUUCGAAUCCUGUACCCGACCCAGGGUGGAGGAGAGGCCUGGGGCAUCUCUGUACUAAACCCAAACAAAACCAAGCCCCAGGGGGGCUGUGAGGGUGCCCAUCCCCACCUGCUUCUCGCAUUCCCCUAUGGACAGCUCAGCUUUGGAUUCCAGCAGGACCUACAGCAGAGAACUGUCUAUCUGAACUACAUGGCUGUGGAGUACAACGUGUCCUUCCCCCACGCAGCACAGUGGACGUUCUCAGCUCAGAAUUCAUCGCUUCAAGAUCUCCAAGCGCCCCUGGGCCGUAGCUUCAGUUGCAGAAACUCGAGCAUCACUCUUUCACCAGCUUUCCACCUUGAUCUCCUCUUCCUGAGACUACAGGCGGCUCAGCUGCCCCACACAGGGGUCUUUGGACCAAGUUUCUCUUGCCCCAGUGACCAAUUCAUCUUGCUGCCUCUCAUCAUCGGCCUGAUCCUCCUCGGCCUCCUCGCCCUGGUGUUUGUUGCCUUCUGCAUCAUCCGGAGACGGCCAUCCACCUACCAGCCCCUCUGAUCAUUUGCCCAAACCCCCAGGGCACCAGUGGUACCUCCAUUUCUUCGCGAUGUAAUUGACUCAAAGACAAAGUUAUCUUCCUUGCUUGUCUUUCUUGAAGAACAAAAACAGAUAAUGCAAUUGGAAGGAGGGGAGAGAUUUUUAUUAAAUGUGACAGACUCCCCCAUCCCCAUCUCCAGCAGGAGAGUAGUAAAACCUACUCAAAUCUUUGUCCUAAAUUUCCCUUGUCAUGCCAGGAUUAAAAGCCAUGACUUUCUUGUCACAUGCCUUCCUGUGCCUUCCAUGGUGUGAGUCUCAGGGAGCCAGAAACAAUGACGAGGAGGGGUGAAAAUGUCAAUGUGUGACCAAAUGCCAUCAUGGGCUCAUCCCCCCCGAAGCCUGGUACAGCUGGUACUGAACUGGCCAGGUCUCUCUCCCUUCCUCUUCUGGGGCCACUGGCUGCUCCAGUUUGCCCUCCCCACCAAUCUGGUGGAGCCAUCGAGCCAGGCAGCCUUCUCCCCAAGCCUCAUGUACAGGAGCAGCAGACAGCCAAAGCAGCAAGUGGGUGGCUGUGUAAUUUCAAGGAGCAAGAGAAUGCCCUGUCCUGUCCACCGUGUUCAGGGCUACCUGAAAAGCCCUAAUAAACCCUUGCUGCACCUGCGAUGCUUCUUCCCCACCUGCAAAGGGUUGCGUCAACCACAGGAUCAGUGGUUACUCUGACCUCCACAUACAGUUACCCUCUACGCUCCUCAGAACAGCAUGCCCCUAUUCUGGGCUACCUGCCAACCCAACCCUGAUGGUCCCAGUACCUGGGCAGGUGUGGGGGACAUUGUCACUUCCAGGGCAGCCUGUGUCCAGAUUCUAGGAAGGGCUUCCCAGACAGCCAAGGCCGGCACCACUACUUAGUGCCAGUCCCAACCUUUACAGUAGGCCGAGGCACAAUGGCUGGAGGCUAGUAGGAGCGCCCACCCCACUGGGGGCCCCCCACACGAGGCAGGACCCCAGCAGUGGCCCCACUGCCUUGCAGACAUCCCGUAUGACCUUGCAGAUUUCAGAGCAAGAGACAACGAAGGGCUGCUCGACAGCGUGAUGGCCAGGAAA
Molecule: messenger RNA, 2187 nt
Organism: Galeopterus variegatus (Sunda flying lemur)
Lineage: Eukaryota; Metazoa; Chordata; Mammalia; Dermoptera; Cynocephalidae
Gene: CD68
Product: CD68 molecule
Exons: 6
Coding region: 136-1107 (323 amino acids)
Cellular component (GO): membrane
Source: RefSeq, a predicted model, not a curated record